AGGGGGAGAGAGAGCCAGAGGGACAGACAGAGAGAGGCGUGAUGGGAGAAGAGGAGAAGAAGGAGAAGAAGAGGGUGGUGGUGGAAUCGCUGGGAUGGCUAACGGAAUCUUCUAUCAUGCCGAAGAAGCACCGCGCAAUCGCCGGCGUCGGAGCAUCAUCUAUUAUGGAACUCAAGGCCCAACUCUACAGAUCCCAAGAAGAGUCCAGGAAAUCUAAGGAAGUCUCCGGCACCGACCUCAACUACCACCGCGCCAAAAGCAAGAUAUCCAAACUCGAUACCUUCUCUCUCAAGAACUCCGGCGUCGACUCCCGUGCUCAUAAGGACAAGCUUGAGCUGAAAGCAGUAAAUGAUGGAUCAGUCAGUUAUGCAGCAUUGGAGAAGAAGGCUGCAUUAUAUGAUAAACUAGUGAGGGGGGAACUAUCCGAUGAGGAAGACAAGGAGAAGUAUUGUGUCGAUUUUUUUCGCAAGAGCCUUGUGCAGGAUGAGUCACAACAGGUGCAAGGUCAUGAUAGUUUGGCUACAGUUCCACCAGAAACUGAGGAUGCUGAGGAUGAUUCCUCUGUGCUUUUUAACAAAAAAACUUUUGGACCUGGGCGGACAGCAGGAGUAAUGGACAAUGAUGAGCACAAGCGUUUUGUAAGGGAAGUGCAUGAAGAAGCAAAUCAAGCAAGAGAAGAGGUAUCUGAACUCAAAUUGCGAAGGCAAGAGCAGGCAAUGGCACGGCGAGAGAAACUGAAGCAGGCAUAUCUUCGGAAACAGCUAGAGAAACUGAAAGCGGCAUCAAAAACCGAACAGACAUGACUGGUAGAUAGGAGAUGAUUAGGGGCUUUAUUAAGUCACCAUAAGUCGUCCAGCUCAAGAAUGUAACAUUUUACUGUCAUUUUUUCUCCACCGAGUGCUGUGGCUGUUGGGUGAAAGAAAAAAAAAACCACCCAAACUUCCAUCUUGUUUUUCCUUUAAAAUUUUUGUACAGUAGAGAAAAGAUGCUUUAAUGAUAUAAAUCAAAUGAUGAAGUUAACAGAUUUGAAUAAUAUACCUAAAUGAAUUUUACUUAACCC
Molecule: messenger RNA, 1060 nt
Organism: Vitis riparia (riverbank grape)
Lineage: Eukaryota; Viridiplantae; Streptophyta; Magnoliopsida; Vitales; Vitaceae
Exons: 3
Coding region: 42-803 (253 amino acids)
Cellular component (GO): nucleus
Source: RefSeq, a predicted model, not a curated record